Messenger RNA from Fonsecaea monophora, 5319 nucleotides. RefSeq lists its product as hypothetical. Gene Ontology annotation, molecular function: protein binding. The transcript has 11 exons. NCBI's taxonomy places the organism in Eukaryota, Fungi, Ascomycota, Eurotiomycetes, Chaetothyriales, Herpotrichiellaceae. The record is from RefSeq and is a predicted model, not a curated record. Gene Ontology annotation, cellular component: cell tip; cell division site; nucleus. Bases 1 to 5319 code for a protein of 1772 amino acids. Gene Ontology annotation, biological process: carbon catabolite repression of transcription.
AUGUUCUGCAACUUCAUCGCUGGGCGCGCCUGGGUGAUCCAGUUCGAGUAUUUCCGCUGGUUGCGUUCGAGAACUUCCCUACCCAACGCCAGACCCACAACAGCUCUACUUUCACGAUUCAAGAUGACCCAAGUCUGUUUGCUGGACUCUGAUCGCUUAUCUUCGCUGUUACGAGAAGCCCUACAUUGGAGUGAAAAUGUCUCUUCCCUCAUGGUCUCUGCUCUGAACGGAUCAAUACUCGCAUAUGCCUACAGGGAUACCACGCCAUCGAUCAAAGCUAUGCGCACUCAAUCUACCACCAUGACUGCAGCUUACACGGUCGCGUCGGAGGAUGUUCUAGUGGUUGAGGCACAAAACAUGGGAGCCAUCUCUGUCAUAGCGCCUGUUGCGGAUCAUGUGCUGCUGGCUGUGACAGGGCCCGAACCGAAGCAGAAACCGUCCCUUGAGAAUGGUCCUGAGUCGUCUCAAGAGCAUGCGCAGAUGACCAACGGAAUUGAACGUCAUCCAGAAGAGGAAGAGGAGGGCGAGAGUGAUAUUCAGGACGAGGACAGAGAUACACAGAAAAUUCGGGAAGACCUCGAGGCUCUCCUGCGCAGUGCGAUUCCCCCACCACCGCGGUAUCCCAUCAACAGUGGCUUAAUCGCGACAACCCUUGAAACUGCGAAUACCCUGACCAUUCGCGAAGGGCCCGAAUACACAUUUCAGGCUGGCGAAGGCACAUAUGUUUUACGAGACGACCUACAACUCGCUACCCCUCCACCACAUCCUUCUGAAGCUCCCAUCGUCAAUCCCAAUCCCCUCGCGACCAACGUUGCUCCCCCCACCAGUGGUGUUAAAUUGUCUCUAGUAUCGCUUAGCCCGAAACAAAUCACUCCAGACCUCUACAGAACCACUACCGCGACGAGCAGUCUUUUGCGCUGGAGAACUUUGGGAUUAAACAAUUCAAAGGAAACAAAAGAGUCCAAGGAGCUCAAGGACGCAAGGGAGUUGAAAGAAAUCAAAGAAGUGGAGAAAGAGCCGAGGAUAUCAAUAGAGACGGGCAGCGAUAGUAGCAACCUUGCGACAUCACAAAAUGGAAGCAAUAAGUCGAGUACCGUGAAAGCCUUCGGUGAAGGGAAUGCUGCUCUCUCUCCCGUCAUCAGCAGAGAUGGUCUCAAGAGACGAAAACCCAAGAACAACAUUAUUAAGAGCAAUUCCUCAUUCGUCUCUCGCGUCAUUCCCCACGAAUCUCUCCCAAAGAAACUUCAGGAACGAGAUCAGCGAGGGACCUUUGCAUUUGUCAACAUCAACCGGGCUUUUCAGUGGCUGGAUCUGUCUUCAGGGUCCAAACAGGACCCAAUGACCAAAAUUCUCUUCACCAAGGCAAUGUUGGUAUCAACUAAUCGGUCGCUGCAGGCUCACAUGUUGUGUCACGAUGUCAAUAGCAUGACCAAGCAUUCGACGCACAUGGACGUUGUUAUGGGUUCUUCUGCAAGCGAUAUUAUCUGGUAUGAGCCAAUAUCGCAAAAGUAUGCACGCAUCAACAAGAAUGGGAUCAUCAACAACUCGGCCGUUUCCACGAUUAGAUGGAUACCUGGAUCGGAGAAUCUUUUCCUAGCGGCUCAUAUGGACGGAACACUCAUCGUAUACGACAAAGAGAAGGAAGAUGCACCCUUUGUCUCGGAAGAGCUGGUAGAUGAAGCGAUCAGUAUCCCAGAUGAAGAUCAGUCCACAUUGGUCAUCAGCAAAAGUGUGAACUCGUCAAAUCAAAAGGCCAAUCCAGUAGCUUGCUGGCGAAUUUCCAACCAGAACAUCACCGACUUUUCCUUUUCGCCGGACAAUAAACAUCUCGCUGUAGUCGGCGAUGAUGGUUAUCUUCGGAUAAUAGAUUAUCCUCAAGAAAGGCUGACCGAUAUAUACUCUUCUUAUUACGGCGGGUUCACAUGCGUAUGCUGGUCGCCUGAUGGCAAAUACGUGCUCACUGGAGGCCAAGACGACCUCGUCACUAUUUGGUCGCUACCCGAACGUCAGAUUAUUGCUCGAUGUCCUGGACAUGAUUCGUGGGUAACGGCUGUUGCCUUCGAUCCAUGGCGUUGCGACGAGAGAACAUAUCGUUUUGGCAGUGUGGGCGAUGACUGCAAGCUCCUCCUUUGGGAUUUUAGUGUUGGCAUGCUUCAUCGUCCGAAAGGGGCGACAGCUAGGACUAGAGGGAGCAUCUCAUCUCCCUCGAUCUCGCUCCUUCGACAACGGACGGAGAGCACAAGUAUCGUGAACCGAAUCAGAUCCGAUUCAAACCGGACUGGAAGUUUCGUCCAACCUGACACUGUCGACGAAUCCGAAUUUCUCAACCACGCUGUUGAACCCCGAGCAAGGACGGCUCAACUACCCCCCGUAAUGUCCAAGAAGAUAGAUGAUCAUCCACUGAGUGGUGUCGCAUUCGAACAGGAUUGCAUUAUCACGACGUGUAACGAAGUGGUCUGGGAGGAUCCAGAUGCCGACGGACACAAGCACACCGCAAAGAGAAGCCCAGGAUACUGCCAGACAAAGAGAAGGCGAAAUAUGACGCUGGGAAAUCAAAGAUCGGCGGGGACGAGAGCCUUGUUACGAGAACUGCCAGCGCCAGUGUUGGCCCCUUUGAGCACUAUGAAGGCCACAGCAAUCAUCAGGGCCAAAGUCAAGCCCAGGACACCGUUGGCGGCCCAGGUGGAGGAUCCAGCCCCCGUCGUGAGACAGAUAGACGGUGAAGAGAGAAGACUCGAGGACGGCAGUAUGGCCAACGCCAAUGGACGAGGGAGAUCCGAUACGACCAACACAACAUCCUCUCUCUGGACGACGGCGUCGUCGUCAAGCUCGAUACCUGCCAUUACACUCACUGAAAGCAGCUAUCCGUAUCCUCGGCACGACGACAUCGAAGAAGCUGCAAGUUUCCCCAUCGAAGCACCCAUCGAAGCCGAAGUUGUUACAGCAAAUGCAUCAUUGCCAGGCACAGGCUCAAGCCUAGGUUCUACCGCUAACGGGGCCUCGGCGUCAUCGGUCUCAUUCGCGGGAGCCUUACCUAGAAGGGGCCCUAGAAAGUCUCAUCAGCCCACAGACUCUGCAUCAGGAUCGGCAUCUUCAGCAUCAGCAUCAUCAGCGGCGCCCCUAGCACCACCACCGCCACUGCCGCUAUCGACUGGCGGCGAGAGAACAGCCGGAGUGGACCCUCAUCAGAGAGACCCGCGCCUGAUAACACAGAUUAGGCCGCUCCUUCGUCUAAACCGCAAGCAUUCUCCCGAAUGCUCCUCCGGCCGCCAUGAGCCAGUCUCGCGCACUCCCUUGAACCAGCGUCCUUCGAGUUCUCCUGCGUCUUCUUUAGCCAAUCGUCAUCUCCACGGUCUGGCACCUUCCAAAUCACAAACCAUGGCGCUCAAGUUUCUGAGUGCGCACACCUCUCACUCAGGCUCAAGUAGCAGCGUCAAACACUUCGAUAUCCGCCUGGACAAUGACUACAUCGUGUUUCGGGGCAAUGAAGACGAGGCUGCAAGUGCCCAACUGUCGGGGUCUCUGGUUCUGUGCCUCACUGAACCUAUGACUAUCCACCACGUCGACUUGACUCUGAGCGGAAUCCUACAUAUGUCAUGGCAGACUACUUCCACAUCCUCCAUGUCAGGCAGGCGUACCACUUACAAGGAGAAGACCUUUUUCGAGAAGAAUUGGACGUUUCGAGACCCAGGGAAAGGCAAGACCGAAAUUUUACAACCCGACAACUACGAGUGGCCAUUCCAAUGCAUCCUCGAGGGUUCUCUGCCCGAAAGUGUGGAAGGUCUGAAGGAUGCGUGGAUUAUCUACCGCUUGAAGGCUGAAAUCAGUCGUAAGAGGGGGAGGGACAUUGUCAUCCGCAAACCUCUGCGCAUCGUCCGCACUUUGGAUUCGAAUGCCUUGGAACUUUCCCACGCAAUGUCUGUCGAAAACAUAUGGCCGAAUAAAAUCGAAUACUCGAUUAGCAUCCCCAACAAGGCGGUCGCCUUUGGGUCAUUUGUUCAAGUUGACUUCAAAUUAAUAUCUCUCUUGAAAGGUCUGGUGAUCGGCAAUGUCUCUACGCAAGUCAAAGAAGAGCAAGAAUUUGUCGUUGAUCCAGAAUGGGGAAUAUCCGCUCUGAACAAUGGCCUGACCAAGAUGGACAGAGUCAUUGCGUCGGAUCUUUACAAGGUCGAGCCUGAAAAGGAUGAGCAAAUCAUCGACGAAGUUGCCGAAGGCUAUCAAUUUUCUCGAUAUCUUGAGUUGCCCAAAUCUCUGAACCAAUGCUUACAGGACUGUAAUGUCAGAGGGAUCAAGGUUCGACAUAAAGUGAAAUUUAAUGUUCAGUUACACAACCCCGACGGCCACAUUUCUGAACUACGCGCCAACCUCCCGGUUUCGUUUUACAUAUCUCCCAGUCUACCUAUUAACGAAAACAACGAUCUGGUUGACCAAUCGCCUCAAGCCGGGAGGGCAGCUAUUGCUAACGAUUUGGCCAAUGCAGCGCCACCCGUGUACGGGAAGCAUACUUUGGAUGUCUUAUAUUCCGAUGUGGAUGGCUAUCGAACACCCGGAACCGCCCUGUCUACUCCUGGGACUCCGUACCUCCACAGUCGCCAUGCGUCCCAGGAAAACCUCGCGAGUCUGGCAGCAAUGGCCAAUGGAAACUACGUGUCACCAAUAGCUCUUCAGAGCAGGCUCCAGGAUCUUCGAGUGGGCGACUCCUUCAUCCAAGAUCUGCGUGGCAACGAAGACGGUGAAAUAAGUAAUCUAUCGCUACCAGCCGAUAGACGAUCUAGGCGGAACUCGUCGUCUACGACCAUGCCUGAAGAUUAUUUCGCACCACAUAGUGCAUCGGCUCCGAGCUCGUAUCCACGAAUUAGUCCUAUUGAUCAAGGUGCGUCUCCGGGCGGUCCUUCCCAUACACCUAGUCAGCCAGGCAGUCUCAUGAUUUCGCGCCGGACUUCUGAAGAAGAAGAAGAUGGUCACCAUUCUGGCACUAGGACGCCAUUCCCUCAGUAUGACCAUAUGGAGGAUCUGGCUCGCGUUCCUUCAUACACAACAGCAGUCAAGACACCUGCCCCGAGGAAGCAAUUUGACCCGUCGGUAUCCCUGCCGACCUACGGAGCUGCUGUUACGGACCCCAGCCCUCCGCCGUUAGCAGAGCCUCCGACCGCCCACCUUAGAACUUCGCCAAGGUUACCGGGCACCAUAACAGCGACCGCAAACUCACCGGAUUCACCCGUCAAUGGCGUUCCAAGAACGUCAAUAUCCCACCGAACUGUGAGUUCGAUCCAAGAUGACGAGAGAAGGUUGCGGAUGCUGCAACUGCGAGGGCGGUAG